AUGUCCUCCAAGAAGGAUGGCGCUGGCGACUCCAAGCUGUUUGCUCGAGGCAAAGUUGCGGAGCUCCGCCUCGAGCUCAACAGUGGAGGCAAGAAGGACAAGAACUAUUCGAUGAAGAAGAUUGCCCUGAAGCGAAUAGUUGCCAAUAUGACCAUGAGUAACAACGACAUGGUUGCGCUCUUCCCUGAUGUCAUUGGGUGCAUGAAUCUCCCGAGCCUGGAGAUUAAGAAAAUGUGCUUUCUAUACCUAGUCAACUAUGCUCGUGUACGACCAGAAAUCGCGGUAAAAGCAAUUCCAGUAUUGGAGCUUGAUAUGGAAGACAGCAAUCCAUUAGUGCGCGCCCUCGCCCUACGAACCAUGUCAUAUAUACACGUGCGAGAAUUUGUGGAAGCGGCUCUACCAAUCGUCAAGCAGAUGCUCCGCGACUCGGACCCCUACGUUCGCAAGACAGCUGCCUUUUCCGUGGCUAAAUUAUACGACCAUGACCGAAACAUGGUAGAAGCCUCGGAUCUCAUUGAGCGGCUCAACGCUCUGCUGCGCGAUGACAACCCGACAGUGGUGGCCAGCGCGCUUGCGGCGCUUAUGGAUAUCUGGGAGCGAAGUGACGCCAUCAAGCUUACCAUCGACUAUAGCAAUGCUUCCAAAAUGGUGGCCAUCCUGCCUGAUUGUUCAGAAUGGGGUCAAACCUACAUUUUGGAAGCCCUCAUGUCGUACGUGCCGCAAGAAUCCGGUGAAGCAUCGCUCUUAGCUGAGCGCAUUGCCCCACGACUAUCACACUCCAACUCUUCUGUUGUCUUGACCUGCAUCCGAGUCAUCCUCUACCUUAUGAACUACAUUGCCGAUGACAAACAAAUUUCUGCUCUCUGCCGCAAACUGUCACCACCGCUGGUGACACUGCUCGCCAAGGGACCUGAGGUGCAAUAUCUUGCACUACGGAAUGCGCUCCUCAUUCUGCAGAGACGACCGGAAGUCCUCAAGAAUGAUAUCCGAGUCUUUUUUUGCAAAUACAACGACCCAAUUUACGUCAAAGUUACGAAGCUAGAACUCAUCUUCAUGCUUGCCAAUGAACAAAACAUCGAUGAGGUCUUGACAGAACUCCGAGAAUAUGCCACCGAAAUCGAUGUACAUUUUGUACGAAAGGCUGUCCGGGCCAUUGGAAAGCUGGCGAUUAAAAUUGAGCCUGCUGCUCCCAGGUGCAUUAACCUGCUCCUCGAGCUCGUGGCCACCAAGGUCACGUAUAUUGUCCAGGAAGCGACAGUCGUAAUUCGAAACAUUUUCCGUCGAUACCCCAACCAAUACGAAUCUAUCAUUAGCACACUGUGCGAGCAUCUGGACUCGCUCGACGAACCAGAGGCGAAAGCAGCCAUGGUAUGGGUCAUUGGAGAAUACGCCGAUCGCAUUGAGAACAGUGAUGCUCUGUUGGAUGACUUUUUGUAUGCAUUUACAGAGGAGCCUGUUGAAGUGCAAUUGGCUCUGCUCACAGCCACCGUGAAGCUGUUUAUCCAGAGACCGACGAGAGGACAGGAGCUCGUCCCCAAGGUGCUGAAAUGGGCUACGGAGGAAACGGACAACCCGGAUUUGCGAGACCGCGCAUACAUGUACUGGCGACUACUGUCAACCGAUGUCAACCUGGCGAAACAAAUUGUAAUGGGCGAGAAGCCUCCCAUCACAGCCGAAUCCGAGAAGCUCGAACCGGCAAUUCUCGAGGAAAUGUGUCUCAACGUUGGCACACUGGCGACAGUCUAUCUCAAGCCCGUACAAACAGUAUUCCGAACCGCGCGUGUACGGAAGCUGCCAGAGUCACCAGCGCUGCAAAAGCAAAACCUGCCAACGGACAUUGAUACGAACAAGACGAUUAGCAUGUUUGGCCGCGGUGGACAGCCGACGGACAUCGAUCUGAGGAGCCGCACCGCUGCUGGUGCGAACGGCAACCAGCAGGCCAUCAACGACGCCGAUGCAUACUUUAACAGCGUCGCGCCACAGCAAAUGGCAGCGCUGCGAAUGGACGGCGGCGAUGAUUUGUUUGGCGGCGGUAAUGUGACGGGCUACGUGGUGAAUGCGCAUGCACCGCAGGCCAUUAUGCAGCCGACGCAGGGAGCUGGCAGCAACGGCGACUUACUCAUGCUUUGA
Molecule: messenger RNA, 2130 nt
Organism: Akanthomyces muscarius
Lineage: Eukaryota; Fungi; Ascomycota; Sordariomycetes; Hypocreales; Cordycipitaceae
Exons: 5
Coding region: 1-2130 (709 amino acids)
Biological process (GO): vesicle-mediated transport; intracellular protein transport
Cellular component (GO): membrane coat
Molecular function (GO): clathrin binding
Source: RefSeq, a predicted model, not a curated record